AUGGCACCCAACGUUUACGAUCAAGAUGUAGCCGACGUUAGCUGGGCAUGGCGCAUUAUAUCAAGUGUUAUAGGCUGGAUCUACUUUGCAGCCUGGUCCUUUAGUUUUUAUCCGCAAGCGAUAUUAAACUGGAGACGUAAAAGUGUACAAGGGCUAUCAAUCGAUUUCCUAUAUUACAAUGUGCUAGGAUUUGGCUGUUACUCGAUUUUUAAUAUUGCAUUCUUUGCAAGUGAAGAAAUCCAGGAAGAGUAUAGACGAAGAAACAACGGUAGCGAAAACCUCGUGCGUAUCAACGACGUAGUAUUCGCUGUCCAUGCAUUAGCUAUAUCCUCCUUUACACUAUCUCAAACAUUUUAUUAUAAGAGAAGCCCGAACCAAAAGGCUUCACUUCCGGCUCGGGGCAUGAUGUGGUUAUCCAUUCUAGGCGCAUUCCUUGUGAUCCUUGCCGUCAAGUCUGGCCAUGCAUUGUGGAUUGAUUUUAUGUACUAUCUAAGCUAUAUCAAGUUAAGCGUCACGAUUAUCAAGUACUUGCCUCAGGUGUGGAUCAACUUUAAACGAAAAUCAACCGUUGGUUGGAGUAUACAUAAUAUUCUCUUGGACUUCACGGGUGGCCUUCUUUCCGUGGCCCAGCUUUUAUUAGAUGCCUAUCUAAGUGGUGACUGGAGUGGUGUAUCUGGGGAUCCCGUGAAAUUUGGUUUGGGCUUUGUAUCCAUUUUCUUUGAUUUGCUGUUUAUGACACAGCAUUAUAUCCUGUACCGGGAUCGAACGGAUUAUUUCCUCAAUACUGUCGAAGAAGAGCGACGAAGGUUAAUAGCAGAGGGUCGUGUUCCUCGUGACGAAAAUGAAGUUUAG
This is a messenger RNA of Zychaea mexicana, 852 nucleotides long. Its product is annotated as PQ loop repeat-domain-containing protein. NCBI's taxonomy places the organism in Eukaryota, Fungi, Mucoromycota, Mucoromycetes, Mucorales, Lichtheimiaceae. Gene Ontology annotation, molecular function: L-cystine transmembrane transporter activity. Gene Ontology annotation, cellular component: vacuolar membrane; fungal-type vacuole. Bases 1 to 852 code for a protein of 283 amino acids. The transcript has 9 exons. The record is from RefSeq and is a predicted model, not a curated record. Gene Ontology annotation, biological process: L-cystine transport.